This is a messenger RNA of Myxozyma melibiosi, 2008 nucleotides long. RefSeq names its product armadillo-type protein. The transcript has a single exon. Bases 80 to 1969 code for a protein of 629 amino acids. Lineage: Eukaryota; Fungi; Ascomycota; Lipomycetes; Lipomycetales; Lipomycetaceae. Gene Ontology annotation, cellular component: cytoplasm. Gene Ontology annotation, molecular function: Hsp90 protein binding. The record is from RefSeq and is a predicted model, not a curated record.
CUCGUAUCGCAUAUACAGACGAGUCGGUUUAUUUGUUCAUCGGGUGUAUAGCGAUUGGCUCUCUAUAGCUCUCUUGACGAUGAGUGGUUUAGCGGGUGUAUCUCUGAAGGACAUUCUACCCGAGUUGGGUUCCAAUGACCUUGAGUCGCGGUCACGGUCGCUUGCAUUUCUUCAGCUCGCAGCACUACUUCAAACCGACAAAUCAGGCACAACAGCCUCUGAUCUGAAAGCAUACCUGCUCAACCUUCUGGAUGAGAAUAAAAAGAAAUCUCUUGUGUCUGCGUUUUUGAUCAUGACGUCGCUAUUCCACAUCGACACCGGACUAGCGAGUGAGAUUUUCAUCGAAGCGACGAGGUCGAAAGCUAGUCAAUUGUCAGGCAUGCAACUAGACGACUCUGCUUUGUCCGAGGGACUGCUUGAAAUGCUCUCCGCCGCCUGUGUUGAUAAGAAAUGCAGAUCCGAGGUCGAGAAGAACUACGCUACCGUGAUCUCGUCGGCUUUGGAGUCGCAAUCAGCUUCUCCGGCUGCGCAAGCUCUCGCGGCUUCUAUCCUGAUCAAGCUGACUGCGACUCCUAGGCCUCCGUCGACGAGCGGGAGUAACGAGGGAGAGGCUCAGCUGGAGGCUGAUAUCAACACACUCACUGAUUUGCUACGAGAUACAGUCAUAUCGUCAAAGGGAGCGAACAAGAGCUUUACUAUUGCGGCAGAAGGGCUGACGUACUCGAGUCUGAACGUCUCGGUCAAGCGGAAAUUGAUCAAGGACACCGCGUGUUUAAAAGUCCUCUUGCAGGCCUUGAAGGACAAGCAAUUGGCGACUACCCAACCCGCGGUGAUAUACGGAAUAUUACCCAUCUUUCAGAAUCUGACUGCGUAUCCCGAGCUGAUGACGAAGGAGAAGGAACAAGUCGCAAAGUUGAGAAGCUACGCGAAUAACGGCAAAGACGCGAAAGAAGACGAAGAAAAAACGGAAGACUUUACGAAAAGAUGCAAAGUGUUGCUAGAUUUAGGCAUCAUCUCGUCAUUGGCUGCCUGCGCGCCUUCAGCGUCGCCGAAUGCACAGAAAGCAAUUGGCGCUAUCAUGAAAAAUCUCGUUACCGAAAAAUCGCACAGAUCCCUCGUUGUGCAGCAGGGCGGUAUUUCUAUCCUGCUAGCCAUUCUCAAACCUCCAAAGACCGCUUCACAAAACAGUGGACUGGUUGGCAACUUCAAGAUCCAGAUCGACGAAAGUCCAAAUCUGGCGGCGGCGGUUGCCCUCGCGCGGCUGUUGAUUUCAGUCAAUCCCGCUCUGGCGUUUUCGACACGCAACUCUCCGACUGUUGCGGUUGGUCCUUUGCUGGGAUUAAUUGAUCUUACAUCGGACAAUCUCACACUGCUUGAUUCAUUCGAAGCGUUACUUGCUCUAACGAACCUUGCCUCAAUGGAGACGGGGUCAAUAGGGGAUGUCAUUACCACGCGAGGAUGGGACAAAAUCGAGGCGUGUCUGUUAUCCGAUAACAAGCUCAUUCAGCGAGCCUCAAGUGAGCUCCUGUGCAAUUUAUCAGGAUCCCCUGAGACUGCUGCGAAAUAUCUUGAUAAGGACGACAAGGCUCAUGUGAAUCGGAUACGGAUUUUAGUCGCCCUCGCGGACUCCGAAGACGACAAGACUCGACGCGGCGCGGCGGGCGCGCUAGCCAUUCUCACUCAGUGGGCACCAGCUGGCGAUGUGUUUUUGGAAAACGAGAAGAACUUAAAAGGAAUCCUUCAUAUUCUGAAAGACGAGGACCAGGAGGUUUUGAUCAGAGGCGCUGUUUGUGUGAAUAACCUGCUGUGCGGUGCUCAGGGAAAUGCUACAGUCGAGCCGGCAGCGAAGGUGAUUAAGAGUUUAGAUGGCCUACAGAUUAUCGAGGAGACGCUAAAGAGACCAGAUCUCGACGGGCAGGUUCGCGCCGCACUCGAAGACUCUCGAGAAAGGAUUCUUUCAGUCACUUAGCAGAGCCGUCGGCAGUGGCAAAAAUGUACAUAUUCUAGG